Naegleria fowleri is the source of this 1044-nucleotide messenger RNA. RefSeq lists its product as uncharacterized. Lineage: Eukaryota; Heterolobosea; Eutetramitea; Acrasida; Naegleriidae. The transcript has a single exon. Gene Ontology annotation, biological process: positive regulation of TOR signaling. The coding region runs from base 1 to 1044 and encodes 347 amino acids. The record is from RefSeq and is a predicted model, not a curated record.
AUGGAAAUUAGUCAAAGAGCUUCAUACUCCAUCUACGAAAAAAAGAAGAAAAAGAUGGAGCAUGAUAACGAUGCAUUUGUGAAUCAUGAAAUUAAACACAAGCAUCAUUACACACAUGACGAUAACACUCAACACAACAGCACCAUUUUUGAAGACGGAAACGAUCAACAAAACUCAAUCUUCCGGUAUGGAGUCGAUCAUGAAGGAGAAGAGUCCGAAGAAAAAUAUAGCACCAAUUCUAACUCACUAGAUACAUAUCCUUCCAAUGGCAUUCUGUAUUCUCCAUUAAAACAACCAAGUGAAUUCCAUGGAGACGUACUCAAUCUGGCUACACCACCCACUCAAGGAUCUCUCCGUAAAAAGGCCAAGUACAGAGAACUCAUGUCACAGGACUUUGGCCCUCCACCAAAAUUGAAGAUGUUUACAGGAAACGAUUCGAAGAAAACACAGUCCAACAUUCAAUCCUUUGAUGACAUGGAGCGACCUAGCUCUUUACAUCACCACCACGAAGAAGACGCAGAAUUAAUGGAUAUUUUAAACGAGAAGGAUGAUCUUGAAAAAUUAUAUGAAUCAAGCAUCCAAGAAACGAUAGAAUAUUAUGCAGAAAUGGGAGAUAUUCAAACAUGUGUGGCUCUAAUUGAAGUUCUCGACAAGAAACAUGAAAUGAGUGGAGAACGAGAAGCUCAAUGGUAUUUGAGUUACAUUGAGCUAUUGAAUCGACACAAACUUUUCACAUGCUCGAAUGAGCUUAUUAAUGGAUGUUCUAACUAUGAUGUGCAUAACUUGAACAAACAAUCAACCUCUAUAAGGACAAGCUGUGCUAAAUGUGAUAGCGUUUUACAAAACACAGACACCAUGUGUAAGAAAUGCAAUAGCAGGACCAACAUUUGUGCCAUUUGCCAUUUACCUGUGGAUGGACUGUUCUUCUGGUGUCAGCGAUGCGGCAGUGGUGGUCACCUUCAUCACAUGACUCAAUGGUUCGACAAGUACAAGCAUUGUCCGGUUUGUUUAACUCAUGUAAGCAAACUUCAAACCCUUACUUAA